UCUUUGUUUCCAGUGGGGAAAAAUAAUAACAGCGACAUAUACCACAGGCACUUUAUUUAUUAUCUUUGUCCGUAUACACAAGAAAACUGGAUAAGAUUACAGUGGUUACUCGAAGGCCAAAGCCAAGGGGAGGAGGAUGAAGCGGCGCAAUGCGGACUGCAGCAAACUCCGACGGCCGUUAAAACGGAACCGAAUCACUGAGGGUAUAUACGGCAGUACCUUCCUGUACCUGAAGUUCCUGGUGGUGUGGGCACUGGUGCUACUGGCAGAUUUUGUACUGGAGUUCAGGUUUGAGUACCUCUGGCCAUUCUGGCUCUUCAUCCGGAGUGUGUACGACUCCUUCAGAUACCAGGGGCUGGCCUUCUCAGUAUUCUUUGUGUGUGUGGCGUUUACCUCGGACAUCAUUUGCCUCCUCUUCAUCCCAGUGCAAUGGCUAUUUUUUGCUGCCAGUACCUAUGUGUGGGUGCAGUAUGUUUGGCACACAGAGAGAGGUGUCUGUCUGCCAACUGUGUCUCUAUGGAUACUUUUUGUGUACAUAGAGGCAGCCAUCAGAUUCAAAGACCUGAAGAACUUCCAUGUGGAUCUGUGUCGUCCUUUUGCUGCACACUGCAUUGGCUACCCAGUGGUCACGCUGGGCUUCGGCUUCAAGAGCUAUGUAAGCUAUAAGAUGCGCCUUCGAAAGCAGAAGGAGGUACAGAAGGAGAACGAGUUUUACAUGCAGCUCCUGCAGCAGGCUCUGCCUCCAGAGCAACAGAUGCUUCAGAGGCAAGAGCGAGAAGCAGAAGAAGCAGCAGCAGCAGCUAAAGGAAUAUCUGAAGUGGACACACCGCCAGUGUCACAGAAUGGCACACCAGCCAAUAAAAAGACAUCGGCACCACUGCCGGAGUUAGAGUAUAGAGAAAAAGGGAAAGAGGGAAGAGGUGGUGGGGAGGCUAAAAAGCAGCACAACAGCAACAGCAUCCUGCCAUCUUCAGUGGACUCUAAACUCCAAGAGAUGGAGUAUAUGGAGAACCAUAUGAACAACAAGAGACUGACCACAGAGCUGGGCAGCACAGAGAACCUGUUGCUUAAAGAGGACAACAAUUCCUCCUGUUCCUCCUCAUCCUCCUCCUCCUCCAAAAACUACAAAAAUGCUAGCAGCAAUGCCGCAACGCUCAACUCCUCGCCCCGCGGCCAUAACGCUACCAACGGCAGUGUGCCCUCCUCCGCACCAUCAUCCUCCUCUUCGACGGGGAAGAACGAGAAGAAGCACAAGUUAGCAGUGGGGAAGGGAACGUCGGGCGGCUCCCACAGGGAUCCAACAGACAACUGUAUCCCCAACAACCAGCUGAGCAAGCCAGAAGCACUUGUUAGAUUGGAGCAGGAUGUUAAGAAGUUGAAGGCAGACCUGCAGGCCAGCCGGCAGGUUGAGCAGGACCUGCGCAGCCAGAUUGGUUCGCUGGGCAGUGCUGAGCGCUCCAUACGCACUGAGCUGGGCCAACUGCGCCAGGAGAACGAGCUGCUGCAGAACAAGCUCCAUAAUGCUGUGCAAGCAAAGCAAAAGGACAAACAGGCAGUGGGACAACUGGAGAAGAGGCUUAAAGCAGAGCAGGAGGCUCGGGCCACCGCAGAAAAACAGCUCGCAGACGAAAAGAAGCGAAAGAAGUUAGAGGAGGCCACAGCAGCACGAGCAGUAGCACUAGCAGCAGCAUCCAGAGGGGAGUGCACAGACACGCUGCGGCGGCGGAUCACUGAAUUAGAAACAGAAUGCAAGAAACUUACAAUGGACAUCAAGCUAAAGGAGGACCAGAUCAGAGAGCUUGAAUUGAAAGUUCAGGAGCUUCAUAAAUAUAAGGAGAACGAAAAAGACACAGAGGUGCUGAUGUCAGCGCUGUCAGCCAUGCAGGAUAAGACCCAACACCUGGAGAACAGUCUGAGUGCAGAGACCAGGAUCAAACUGGACCUCUUCUCUGCACUGGGAGAUGCCAAAAGACAGCUGGAGAUUGCACAAGGUCAGAUCCUGCAGAAGGACCAGGAGAUAAAAGAUCUAAAGCAGAAGAUAGCCGAAGUGAUGGCCGUCAUGCCCAGCAUCUCCUACACAGCCGACACCAGCAGCAUGACCCCCGUGGCCCCACACUACUCCUCCAAGUUCAUGGACACCAAUCCCUCCGGCCUCGACCCCAACGCCUCCGUUUACCAGCCACUCAAAAAGUGAAUGCUUCGUCCGGCCCCCCGCCCCUCUCCUGCCUCCAUCCUCUCAUCAUUUUUAUUUUUCCUGCAGGCCCACCACCUUCCAAUCUGCUCGGCAUGUCUGCGGCUGAGAACAUUGUUUUUCUUGGGUUUUUAUUUUUCUCCUCGCCAGGUCAGAAGGAUGUUGUAUCGUGUGACUGUAUUUGUUGUAGUUAAAACAAAAGACAAAAAAAACUUUAAACGGACAUCACAUGUCAACUAGGAAGUCCCAGUUUUUUUUUCUCUUAAGUGUCUAGUGAAACCUCACAGAAUCGGGUAUGUAUCUUCAUCUCAAGGGUGUUGCUCUCCCUUUCCCAUCACCACUGCAACCACCUUCAACCAGUUACCUGCUCUUUGGUCCUGGGGAAUAGUUUUUUUUUUUUUUUUCAACUAAAACUUGGAAAACAGAGUUCUCCUUUGAUCAUACAGUCAUACAGCCUGACUUGUAUCUCAAAUUCUUUGACAGAUUAUUUUCUCCCAAGUUAGUAUGGCAGCAUCUGUACAACCAGAGGAAUGUAGUGCAAAGUUGGCACAGACUCUCACCCCUGUUAUGUUUAAUUUAUUUUUUAGGACCCCAAAUUAACCCUGCUCUCAGCUGCUUUAGGGGUUUGGUGGUAAAUAGUUUUUAAAAGUGUAUCGUGUGGUUCUAUUUGUUCACUCUUUAAGAUUCAAAUGUUGAUUUCAACAAGCUGGAAGUGUUGAUUGCAACAAGUUGGAAAAGAUCUUGUGUUAUACGCAGAAAUGAACCCAAGCAGCUCCUAUUGUUUAGCAUCAGUAAAAAACAGCAGUUUGGUUUUCCCCCAAUCUAUUUUCAAAAUUAGGUUUUGAGUAGAACAAAGAGUGCAGUAACAGAAGUAUGUGUAUCGGCUUCUCAGUACUCUGCACAGUUUUUCAUCAGUUGUCAUGAUCACAGUGCCUUGAGUUGAGGACAUAGAGUGAGUAUGAUAAUGAGAUGUGGCCCAGUCCCUCUGAAUUACUUGUGAAGCAUCUGGCUAAGCUGUAAAGGAUAAGAAUUUGACCUCGCCUAGUGAAUGGGGACAAAGUUGCCUUCAGACGCUGAUUUGGCUUUCGGACUCCCUGCUGAUUUCCCAACUGGUAGUGAAGCUGAGCCAUUGUGUCCACUUGAGGGCAGCUUUGUCCCUUUAUGUAAGUCACAAUUCAAAGCUACAUUAGACAACACCAAAUGCAUUGCACAUCUAUUUGCCUAUUGCCAGUAUGUUGACAUGACAUUAGUCACCACAGAGUCUACUGCUCGCAGGUCUCCGGCUCGUCGCAGGUCUCCAGCUCGUCACAUGUCCACUCACAGAAGCUCAUCUCUGCUGUUGUUAAACCCCCAAAUCCAUUGGUUUAGCUGCUGCCUCCUCUGAUCUUUUUGAUUUCCAGUUUAAAGUUGCACUGUUAGAAAACACAUGCUGUUCGAAAGGGAAAACUGUAAAGAUGGACCGUGCAAUGUAAGCAGGGCUUUUUGGAAAAUGCCAAUUUUAUUAUAGCAAAAAUUUUUAUUUAAUCCUCCAAUUUCAGUUUGUGUGCCAAGACUGGGAAUGCUUGUUUCUAUAGAAAUGUGGUGAAGAAUGUACUGCAAAUACAUUGGUUGACGUGUUUGUCAAAUAUCCAGUUGAAUAUCACUUAAUGGAAGUUUCUGUUAAGCAGGUUGAGGAAGUGGUCACCUGUUUGUAGUAGACUGUGUAGUUAAAAAGUAAGGGACUAGAAAGUCACAUUUCUUUUUGUGAAUGUUACAGUAUUUGCAACUGUUGGGGGAGUGGCUGUUUAAAGCAGUUUUCAUUACUCCUGUUUCUGGUAUUAUUGUUAUUUUCCUGCAGGGAGAAAAAUCGCUUGAGUCUGAUGUGGUUUCACCAUCAUCUGAAAUGGUCAUUGUUGUGCGUGUGGUUUUCACCUACUGUAUAUGGAGAAGCUUUUUUUCGCUCAGAUUGCUGUCAUUUGGCUCCUGGAAAAAAAAACAUGUUGUGAAAAUUACAGUUUAGUCAGUUGUUUGGUCAACUGAUUGUUGAAAGUAUAGAGAAGUGUUUUGUUUGUUUUUUGUUUUCUAUGCCCACAGUCACUGCUCUGUUUCUCCCCAGGUCUGACCUUGGCUGUGCUCUCGCUCUGUGAGGUUUACAAGGAAUAAACAUUUUUUUUCUUGCAAAUUGA
Messenger RNA from Centropristis striata (black sea bass), 4356 nucleotides. It is a transcript of the gene maco1b, whose product is annotated as macoilin 1b. The transcript has 11 exons. The coding region runs from base 137 to 2194 and encodes 685 amino acids. The record is from RefSeq and is a predicted model, not a curated record. Lineage: Eukaryota; Metazoa; Chordata; Actinopteri; Perciformes; Serranidae. Gene Ontology annotation, cellular component: rough endoplasmic reticulum membrane. Gene Ontology annotation, biological process: neuronal signal transduction.